GUUGCCUGCCUGUUGCCUGCCUGUUGCCUGCCUGUUGCCUUUCCGUUGCCUUUCCCCCUCGGUUGGUUGUCGAUGGAUCACGAUUAUUCGCUGCCGUCGGCUGCGCUUUCGGUCGCCGGGGCUCUUCGCGCGACGCGCAAACGCACGGGUCGGGCGAACGACCCGAGAAGGUUAUGGGACAAGAAGCGGGCCAAGACGCGGGUAAAUAUUGGCGUGGCGUUUCCGAGGUGGAGGGAGCUUCGCGACAAGCUGGGGCUACAGAGAGACGCCGAUCUCGCGUGUGUCCUGCUAGACAGUUACCAAAAAGGAGGACCGUCCGCUUCAACUCCUAGCAAGAGACCCAGGAUGCCUGUGCGCCGCCUCUCUGCCAUGGCACCAUCACGCAGCUUCUCUAAGAUGAGUGUUGAUCUUCAAAACACAGUGAUUGACUGGAAAGACCCAGAUGAUGACGACACAUGGGAAACAGCCAGUGAAGAUAGUACUUCUGAUGAGGACUACAUCCCAUCCAUUUGUCUAAGAUAUGUUCCAUUGGCCACCAGAUAUGUUCGUGGGACUCGCAGCCCACACUCAGAUACGGAAUGCAGGCAGGGGACUUGAUGAUGGCUGCAAACAGGCUCCUGUCUGGGAAUAACUACUGCGAGAUAUCAAACCAUGUACAAUUACAUGAACAUGGGCUCUGUUGGGAAGGACACCUUCUUCAAUAUUCGAGACUCCUACCGCCUAGGAGCAAUCAAGGAAUUCUGGGAGAAUGAGAGAUCUGUAGCCAUGCAAAGUCUGCAGAGUAAAGAUGGUGGUGGUGUUUUAAGUCUGACUGAUUGACUGCUGGUAUGGCCAGUACAUUUAGUCAGUACAUUUCUGAGAUGAAAUUGUAGUUAUUCCUGCUCAUCUGAAUGCAAUGUCUUUCACCGCACAGGGCCCAGCCCUACACCACGAGAGACGAGCGCUGAACUAGAAUCUCGUUCUUCUGAACCCCGGUGUUCUGAACUCACCGGUCAACUGAACCAGCUGGACUGCUUGUUGUUUGUUUUUCAUUUAUUAGGUCACUUCAUCCACCAAACUGUUAUUUCUGCACAUUUGCUACCACAACACACAAAACAAAGUCUUAAAAUGUAAAUAGUCAAUGUAAAACACAAAUUCUACACAGAAGCAAUAUUU
Messenger RNA from Xiphias gladius (swordfish), 1155 nucleotides. RefSeq lists its product as uncharacterized. NCBI's taxonomy places the organism in Eukaryota, Metazoa, Chordata, Actinopteri, Istiophoriformes, Xiphiidae. Bases 73 to 597 code for a protein of 174 amino acids. The record is from RefSeq and is a predicted model, not a curated record. The transcript is spliced from 5 exons.